This is a messenger RNA of Funneliformis caledonium, 1470 nucleotides long. Lineage: Eukaryota; Fungi; Glomeromycota; Glomeromycetes; Glomerales; Glomeraceae. The record is from the annotation of a GenBank genome assembly.
AUGUUAUUACUUUGGAAAAGAACAUUUCGCAUUGCCACAACUAUUCUCAAGCAUUCUCGACUCCUCUAUCCAAAGAUAAAUUUCCGUAGUUUAAGCACAGGCAACACGAAAGUUUCUUGUGAGGAUCAUGAACCUUCUUUUUUGGAUUCUGUUAUGAUAUAUUAUGAUAAGGCGGCAAGGUUUAGUGGAGUAUCCGAAAAGACUCUCUCUCAUCUCAAAGCUCCAGAUUGUUCACUUCAAGUUACAUUUCCAAUUGAGAUCGAAGAUGAUAAAGUCGAAAUAUUGACAGUCGAAGAACAAGAAGUCUCAGCCUUGGCUGCGCUUAUGACUUAUAAAUGUGCUAUUGUCGACGUUCCCUUUGGAGGAGCAAAAGGUGGAAUCGCAAUUGAUCCCAAAAAAUUUACUGUAGCACAAUUGGAAAGAAUUACACGACGUUAUACAGUAGAACUAUGUCAAAAGGCAUUUAUUGGACCAGGUGUUGAUGUCCCUGCACCAGAUGUGGGUACUGGAGCACGUGAAAUGGCAUGGAUCAUGGAUACGUAUAGACAAUUUCAUCCUAAUGAUGUAGAUUCGAUUGGUUGCGUCACCGGUAAACCGAUAUCUCUAGGUGGCGUUAGGGGAAGGAACGAAGCUACUGGAAUAGGUGUGUAUUAUUGUGUAAGAGAAUUUCUCUCUUAUCCUGAAGUACAAAAAGCAACUGGACUUAGUGAAAAAAUUAGGGAUAAAAGAAUUGUCAUUCAAGGCUUUGGUAAAGUUGGUUAUUUUGCUGCAAAAUUUUUUGAAAAAAAUGGUGCAAAGAUUAUAGGUAUUGGAGAAAAGGAAUGUGGUGCUUAUAAUCCUAAUGGCAUUAAUAUUGAAGAAUUGUUCAAUUAUCAUGUUAAAACCGGAACUUUUCGUGGUGCUCCCAAUGUCGAUGUUAUUGAGGAUACUUUAAAAAUUCUCGAAUUGGAUUGUGAUAUUCUUAUACCAGCAGCGUUAGAAAGACAAAUUGGCUUAAAGAAUGUAACGAAAAUUAAUGCAAAAAUUAUAGGUGAGGCUGCAAAUGGACCUAUAACUCCAGGAGCAAAUGACAUUCUUAAUGAAAAAGGAAUCAUAAUUUUGCCCGAUUUGUUACUUAAUGCUGGUGGUGUAACUGUGUCAUAUUUCGAAUGGUUAAAGAAUUUGUCACACAUGAGAUUUGGACGUAUGACUAAAAAAUGGGAUGAACUUGGAAAAUCAAAAUUAGUAGAAUUAGUUGAGAAUAACGUUGGUAGACAUUUAACUGAAGCUGAAAGAAAAAAUAUAGUUCAAGGAGCCGAGGAACUUGAUUUGGUUUAUUCUGGACUGGAAGAUACGAUGAUUGGAGCUUGUCAGGAAACGAGAAGUACCGCUACCUCUAAGGGAUUGGAUUUCAGAACUGCAGCAUUUGUAAAUGCUAUUCAAAAAAUUUCAACUGUUUAUGAAGGUUCAGGAAUGAUGUUUAUGAAUUAA